Messenger RNA from Eruca vesicaria subsp. sativa (arugula), 501 nucleotides. The record is from the annotation of a GenBank genome assembly. Lineage: Eukaryota; Viridiplantae; Streptophyta; Magnoliopsida; Brassicales; Brassicaceae.
AUGUACCAUCCUGAGCUGACACCUAGGCUCGUGAAUUCCGGAUUAGCUUCCACGUUUCAGAACGAGUAUGUUGAGGGAAGUUAUGGUAAAUUUUGUCAAGAAGUUUCUUCCUCUUCUCACCAAGAAGAAGAUUUGAAUGAGAUUGAUGCUCUUUUGAGCACAGAUGAAGAAGAUGAUGACGACGAGGAUGGUGGUGAUUCAGAAGAGGUCAGCAGCACAGCUCGUAAUAACUCUUCCAGGGAGUAUGGAAAUACAUCAUCAGCUGAAUCAUGUUGCUCAAGAAGGAAGCAGAGUUUAGCUGGGAGUGGUAGUAGUUUUAAUGAUGAUGGGAAAGGAGGAAGGAAGAAGAUGAAGAAGAUGAUGGGAGUGUUGAGGAGAAUAGUCCCUGGAGGAGAAGAGAUGAAUACAGCUUCUGUUCUUGAUGAAACUGUUCAGUACCUCAAGUCACUUAAACUUGAAGCUCACAAACUUGGCGUUGGUCAUUUCUCAAACCAAUCUUGA